CCAGCUUGUGGCAUGCCCAUGCUUGCCGCUGUGUAGCCUUCAGUCAACAACUUUGCACACUCUGCUGUGAACCCUCCUACCGGCAGACAGAUGGGGCCGGCUUUAUAUGCGGAAGUCUCAGUUCCGCUGAGUCCAGUUCACUUCACUGAGAACAGACGGACUAAAGUCACGCUUCUCAUCUGAACAUCAGACCCGGCUUCACAAGGCAAGGUGAAUCAUGAGCAGCAGCUACAGCGUCACACUGGCUGGCCCCGCCCCCUGGGGCUUCAGGCUGCAGGGAGGGAAGGACUUCUGUCUGCCCCUCACCAUCUCACGGCUCACUGAUGGAGGAAAGGCAGCCAGAGCAAAGAUGAGUAUUGGAGACGUCAUUCUGUCCAUCGAUGGCAUCUCCACAGACAGCAUGAAUCACCUGGAGGCCCAGAACAAGAUAAAGGCCUGCACAGACCAUCUCAGCCUCACUCUGCAGAGACCCUCCAGUGCCCCUAAAAAUGGAGUCCCUCGGGACGAACCUCAAGAAAUCAUAAAGCCUGUCCCGAUCACUCACCUCGCACCGAGCACCACAUACACCAGGCCAUCCAGUUCGCCCAGUCCUGCUUACAACAAGACUGCCAGGCCUUUUGGUGCUGGCAGUAGGGCAGUCACUGCUUCUCCCAUCCCAGACGCUCCCAAAGUAGCCACCAUCCCCUCUGCAUCAUCCGCUUUUACACCAGCUGCCCCUUCUCAACCACAGCCUCCAUUCCCGCUGAAGUCGAGCCCGGCACCCCCGGACUCAACUCCAGCCAGCUUAGUCCCAAAGCCCAGCUCUGGCCGCUCCCCAUUCACCUCACCAUACUCCUCUUCCUCCUCAUCUAACUCCUCCUCUCCAGCCAGAGUGACAGCCCCCCCUUCCCAUCCUAAUGUCCCACAGCCCUCCGUCUAUAACACCCCAAUCAACCUGUACUCCAGCAACAAUGCUUGUGAGGUGGCUAUUGGGCAGAGACGGGGUCUUUUGGAGAGCCAGGGGCUGUCGGAAAACUUCAAUGGGAAACCAUUUGAGGACCCUGAGAAUCACACGUCCCCACUCAGUGAUUCCAGCAAGAAGCGUCUGAUUGAGGACACGGAGGACUGGCACCCGAGAACCGGCACCUCCCAGUCCCGCUCCUUCCGUAUUCUGGCCCAGCUCACCGGCACUGAAAAUGAACAAGUUCCAGAAAACAGUGGGAAGAAUGAGGCAGUUGACAUCACUGCUCCAGCUGUGCACACCUCGCCUGCAGCAAAAACAUUUUCCAAAUCUGCCGCAGCACCCAAAAACGGCAGCUUCAUCCCUGCAUCCUCGUACAAAAGCCCGGCGGCCCAGAACAAGCCUUCCUACCAGCCCGGGGGUCCAACAGGUUUUCCUAAGGGUGGAGCAGUUCCUUCAUUCGGCAAAGUUACUAACCUGACUCCUAAAGGUCCAGACCGUCCCACCCCACAGCCACACCCACAGGACCUCAACUCUCUGGUGCAGCGGGCGGAGCACAUCCCAGCUGGCACCCGCACCCCGAUGUGCAACAAGUGCAACAGUGUCAUCAGGGGGCCUUUCCUCGUGGCCAUGGGCAUGUCGUGGCACCCUGAGGAGUUCAACUGUGAUCACUGCCAUUCCUCCCUGGUAGAACACGGCUUUGUGGAGGAGAAAGGCCAGGUGUACUGUGCAAACUGCUACGAGCAGUUCUUCGCUCCCACCUGUGGCUGCUGCAACCAGAAGAUUCUGGGGGAGGUUAUGAAUGCUCUGAAACAGACCUGGCACGUGUCCUGUUUUGUCUGUGCCGCCUGCUACCAGCCAAUCAAAGGCAACAUGUUCCACAUGGAGGACGGACAGCCGUACUGUGAACAAGACUACUACAGGCUGUUCGGGACCAACUGCCACGGCUGUGACUUCCCCAUCGAGGCGGGGGAUAAGUUCCUGGAGGCUUUAGGAUUCACCUGGCAUGACACCUGCUUCGUGUGCGCGGUCUGCUCCACUAGUCUCGAAGGUCAGGCAUUCUUCUCCAAGAAAGACAAGGCUCUGUGCAAGAAACAUGCUCACACUGUCAACAUCUGACCUGCUGCCAUGAACAGCGAUGGGGAAGGGUUUACAGCAGUGUAUAGAUCAGUAAGAUAGUUUCUGAAUUCAAACUUUGUAUUCUGGUAACAUUGGGUAAGAGGUUCCACUAUAAGCUUUAUCUUUGCUUUAACAUUGUUGUCAUACAGUAUGCAGGAGUACGCUGCUAGAUAAGUAUCUGCGCCAGAGGUUUUGUUCCCCCAAAUGAAUAAUUAGUGCUCAGCUUUUUACGAGGCCUGAGGUGACUUAAGCCCUUUUGCGUCACACAGUACAAGAUAGUUCACUGCAACGACCUACUGAGGGCCUCAGGAGCCACAGACAGUAUUAGGAUAAAAA
Labrus mixtus (cuckoo wrasse) is the source of this 2395-nucleotide messenger RNA. RefSeq names its product PDZ and LIM domain 5b (gene pdlim5b). The record is from RefSeq and is a predicted model, not a curated record. Gene Ontology annotation, cellular component: stress fiber; Z disc; filamentous actin. Gene Ontology annotation, biological process: heart development; muscle structure development; actin cytoskeleton organization. The transcript has 13 exons. NCBI's taxonomy places the organism in Eukaryota, Metazoa, Chordata, Actinopteri, Labriformes, Labridae. Bases 218 to 2059 code for a protein of 613 amino acids. Gene Ontology annotation, molecular function: muscle alpha-actinin binding; actin binding.